AUGGCGGCGUCCAGCUCGGCCCAGCAGUUCUUCCCGGGCGACGCGGCCCGGCGGCGCCUCCUCCUCAAGCGCCGCCGCCCCCCGCUGCCCGACGCGGAGCCGAGGCCUUGGGCGGAGGGCUGGCGCAGCCGCCGCUCGCCCGAGCCCCCGAGAGCCCGGUGGGGCAACGACGACGGGGCCUGGCCGGGGGGCGACGGGGCCCAGCUCUGCCCGCCCCCGCCCUCGCGUUCUCCGCCUCCUCGGGGUCGGGCGGUGGCCAGGCCGCCCCCGGAGGGCAGCGCCCCCCGGCAAGGCUGGUGGGACAGGCCGGGGAGCCCCCCAAGCCGGAAACGCAAGAGCCCCGGGGCCCAGCCCCCGCCGAGCCUCCGGGGAGGCCGGUGGAGCAGCAGCAGCCCCCAGAGGGAGGCCUUGGAGCAGGACCCCUCACAGGACCGGCGGGGAGGCCGGUGGGGCAGCAGCCCCCAGAGAACGAGGAGGCCUCAGGGCCCCAGUGGAGAAGCCAGGGGCUGGGGCAGCCCCCAGAGAGAGCAGGACCCCUCACAGGACCGGUGGGGCAGCAGCCCCCAGAGAACAAGGAGGGUUCAGGGCCCUAAUGGCGACCAGAGAGAGCAGGACCCCUCACAGGACCUGCGGGGAGGCCGGUGGAGCAGCAGCCCCCAGAGAACGAGGAGGCCUCAGGGCCCUAAUGGCGACCAGAGAGAGCAGAACCCCUCACAGGACCGGUGGGGCAGCAGCCCCCAGAGAACGAGGAGGGUUCAGGGCCCUAAUGGCGACCAGAGAGAGCAGGACCCCUCACAGGACCGGUGGGGCAGCAGCCCCCAGAGAACGAGGAGGCCUCAGGGCCCUAAUGGCGACCAGAGAGAGCAGGACCCCUCACAGGACCGGUGGGGCAGCAGCCCCCAGAGAACGAGGAGGGUUCAGGGCCCUAAUGGCGACCAGAGAGAGCAGGACCCCUCACAGGACCUGCGGGGCGGCCGGUGGGGCAGCAGCCCCCAGAGAACAAGGAGGCCUCAGGGCCCCAGCGGAGAGACCAAGGGCUGGGGCAGCCCCCAGAGAGAGCAGGACCUGCGGGGCGGCCGAUGGAGCAGCCUUGAGAGACAGGGAAGCGAGCAGCGCCAUCAGGCCUCUGGCAGGUGGCAAACGGGACCCGGCGUCCCUGAGGGGAGGAGGAGGAGGAGGCAGGAGAGCCCCAAUGGCGACCCGGGCUGGGAUCAGAGACAGGGGAAUCGCAGUGGAAGCGGAGGCAGGUGGAGCAGCCCUGAGAAGAGAGGAGGGGAGCAGCAGCCACUGCCCCGCAGGAGGCAGCCUGGCCCCAGCGGUGAUUCCAGGGACUGGGGUGACACCGAAGGCCCCAAGAGCCGGGGAUUACCUGCUAUGGAGCGGUUCCAGGGGAAGGAGAGGAUCAUCCUCAAGGGAAGGAGAGGCGAUCGCCAGAGCCCUGCCCUGGGGAAAAGGACUUGGGGCAGCCCUGUCGGAUGCAGGAGGCAAGAGAGCCCCCCCAGGGAGCUAAGGGCCUGGGGCAGCCCCACGCAGGGAGAGGGGCAGGAGUGCUCUGGGAGCCCGAGGCGUUUCGAUUCGGAGCAGGGCCAGGUGAAUCAGGGCAGAAGCCGGUGGGGCGGCCUUGAGCAGGUCUUGAGCCGAGCGGGGAGCUCCAAUAGGCCACAGAGUUCCAAUGGAGGCCAGCAACAAUGGAGCCAGCCCACGCUUUUCACGAGGGGAUGGGACCCCGAGGAAGCAGACCUGGGGAGUUGUGAAAGGGGAGGAAAAGAAGAUGAGGACGAGGGGGCGCCCAAGAGGAGAGGCUCCCCCGCAGAAACGGCCGCCGGCAUUCCUGACGCUCCCCUGCAGAGAUGGACGCCGCGAGAGCCCGUGGUGCAGUACUGGAUGCAGUGCCAGGCCAUCAUGAGUAAGCAGAUGCGGAGGCAGCUUCUGUCCGCCUGCCCCCUGCCAGCCCUGCCCAACCGGAUGUCCGAGGUCCCUUGCCUCAACACGGACAUCACCCUCUUGCUGAGCGCCCAAGAGGUCAAGGAGCUGCGGGCCACGGAACGGCCCCUGUGGGGGCUGCAGGAAGAGCUGUUGGAAAUGCUGGGCCCUGCCAUGACCCUCUACGAGAUGGCCGAGGAGGCGAUAGAGACGGAAGAGGCGGUGGACGCCAUGGAGCUCCGGGAGUGGACGUGGCGCCUCAUCCGCUACAUCGGCAGCCUCAACCAGAGGAUCACCGCCCAGCGCCGCAUGCAGGUCCUGGGCACCAUCAACCCGCGGCUCAAGUGCGCGACCUCCAAAAUGACCGGCCUGUGCCCCAAUGGGAAGCUCUUUCCCAAGGACAAAGUGCAGCUUUUGAAGGAGAUCAUCCAGAGAUUCCCGCAGCUGACGGAGGCGAAGAGGAAAGUCUUCCCCAGAAAGUAUCAGCCUUUCUCCAGGCGGGCCUCAAACAUGGCCGCCUACAGGCAGAGGAAGUUCCUUUUGGGGCCUCAUCCUCAUCCCCAGAACAGCGGUGCUCAGGCCCUGGGGCAAAGCCCAGCAACCGCCGAGUGAACCAGGACCACCCCUGAGGAACUGGGAGGCUGCGUCCAGCGGAGGGUGGCCCAAGACCCAGGAGCUGCUCCGUCCCAUCGCACGCCGGCCCUGCCUGGGAGUUUCUCGUUGGGUGCUGGACGGCCACCCAUGGCGUCGGCUCCGACUCCUCCCUCCAGGCUUCUGGAGGGGGAAAGACCUGCGUUGGCCGCAAGGAUCCCUGGCCAGAUCCAGCUUCUUUGCUCCUGCAGCACCAGAGGACAGGCCCGGAGUGGCCUGGCCCAGCGUCAAGACCGCCAUGCUGUGUGGGCUAGCCGGCUCGAGCGAGGGCCACUGUUUGUGCAUUGAGCAGGAGGUUAGCGUAACAGGUUGUGCAAGCGUAAUGCACAGCCGCUUGCUUGUGCAAAUGUAACCUUAGGCGGAUUCUCCUCUUGCACAUAGCUCAGAAUCUCCUUUCUAACUAGCGCUGCUGGAAUGUCACAGUUGGAUACUGGCCUGUGUUUCACCCAUCAUUUAGAAAGGGCGUCAGGCUUCACCAAGCAUUCCUUUUUUCCUGCCUUGCCAGUUCAUGCUAGCCAUGGUGGAGUUAGGAGGUGGGGCAGUUUUUACAGGCUGUUCAGCCCAGUGGAUCUGUGUAUUUUCAAGUGGACGGGAUCCCAAGCUGUCUUCCCCACCCACAGAAGGCCACGUUUCUGGGCUUUCUGCUUGCCACUGUUGGUGGCAGCUCCCUUCGCAGACACAGCAAGGCCCUCUGCCACAGUGAAAACCAUCUUCCAGCAAAGUGCAUCCGAACACCUCCAGCCCUCAGCAUUGUGGGGGGGGUUACUAUUGUGCUCUAAAUGGACUAGUAAAAAUAAAUCCUAAAUUAUA
Molecule: messenger RNA, 3384 nt
Organism: Elgaria multicarinata webbii
Lineage: Eukaryota; Metazoa; Chordata; Lepidosauria; Squamata; Anguidae
Product: collagen alpha-1(I) chain-like
Exons: 2
Coding region: 1-2535 (844 amino acids)
Source: RefSeq, a predicted model, not a curated record